Messenger RNA from Didymodactylos carnosus, 492 nucleotides. Lineage: Eukaryota; Metazoa; Rotifera; Eurotatoria; Philodinida; Philodinidae. The record is from the annotation of a GenBank genome assembly.
AUGGGAAAAUGCGUAGUUGGAGAAGUACAGCUGGAACGCGGAAAUCAAACGUUAGAAGCAGCAUUAGGAAAAUGGAUGCAGUCAACAAGUUCUAUUGAAUGGUCUAAAGGAUUAGCACCAGUUGUGUACGCGAUUAAUACCAGUGAAGCACAGUCCAUUAGCAAAACACCUUAUGAGGUUGUUUUCGGACAAAAACCUCGUUCCGGCUUCGAAGUGUGGAAGCUAUUGAGUGAAACUGUUGCUUGUGGUGAAAGUAACCUUGUUUCUCAACCCACUCAACGUGCUAAAGAAGUGACCACAGCUGUUCCAAGUGUACUUGACGCAAUACAAUUAACUAAUACUACUAUCUCAUCAACUACAACAACUGAUUUUGAACGAUCACAAUCACCAUUAUCACCAAAUUUUAUUUGCCAUAAAGGGGACGAUGAAGAAUCAGAUGAAGUUGCUAAAUAUUGCAACGGAAUGAAUCAUGAAGAAGGUAAAAUGGUAUAA